UAACGGAACCAUUACCCAAGUUACUGCAACUGUAGAUAUCAUGAAGACCACCAUCUUGGUCUUAACCUCCCUCUUCUUUGGCAUCUUUGUGUACUACGUGGUCAUCAUACUAAAUGUCUUUCUCACCACUCUCCAGGUCCGAGAGACCGCACGUUACAUCUUGUUCAUUCACAUGCUUCUUCAUGACAUGGUCUACCUGGUCAUCUCAUUUUUCCUCUUCUUAUGUGCAAUCUACCGCAUUCUUUUGCCCAUACCAAUAUGUCUUGUAAUUACCUGUUUUUCUACAUCAAUGUUCAGGAUUUCUCCUUACAAUCUGGCCAUCAUGUCCUUGGAACGUUAUACAGCCAUCUGCCACCCAUUACGAUAUGCAGAGUUGUGCACAGCCCAGAGAUCCAACCAUGCCAUAGCUUACAUGUGGAUGGUGGGGCUGAUUCCGCAAGUAGCUAAUGUCAUUGCCUAUUGUUGUUCUACAGACUCAAGAACUUUUGACGUUAAGAUUAUCUGUGACUGGAGGUCACUGGAGCUGAACUUCCAAGUAGUCUUAAGAACACUCCUUGAUACCCUCAGCUUUUCCAUAGUGGGGAUGAUUAUCGCCUUCACGUAUGUUAAAGUUAUGCUCGUCGCUCGAAGAAUGGACUCUGGAAAACUUGCCUCCAAGGCCAGCAACACUGUCCUACUCCACGCAUUUCAGUUUCUGUUAUCCAUGUUGUCUCUUACUUCUAUAAUUACUGAGACAUAUUUGACAAUAUAUUUUCGAUACCUGCCUGUUCUUAACUUCUUCUUGGUGAUGUCUCUUCCUAGACUUGUCAGCCCUUUGAUCUAUGGUAUGAGAGAUGAAGUAUUUGGUAAAUCUAUGAGGAAGCCAGGGUGCUGUCUUUACGCUAAGGUGUAUGUAGACCUAAAAAUCAGGGAAGUUUGAGUAAAAUUAAAGCUAAAUUUUGUAUUCACA
Messenger RNA from Hyla sarda, 949 nucleotides. Its product is annotated as odorant receptor 131-2-like. Gene Ontology annotation, cellular component: membrane. Gene Ontology annotation, molecular function: G protein-coupled receptor activity. The coding region runs from base 41 to 919 and encodes 292 amino acids. The transcript has a single exon. The record is from RefSeq and is a predicted model, not a curated record. NCBI's taxonomy places the organism in Eukaryota, Metazoa, Chordata, Amphibia, Anura, Hylidae. Gene Ontology annotation, biological process: G protein-coupled receptor signaling pathway.